AAGUUGAAAUUUAUACGCUGAAGCAGCGGCUGCGAAUAGCGAUUGGUUUCCGACAAAAUCCAAGAUUACGCCCUCGUUUCGUUUCUGGUGGUCGAACCGAUGCUGCUCUUGAGCCAAGCGCCCAACGGAGCUCUCUCCGCCAGGAGAUGCCCCUCUUCCUCCUCCUCCGCCGUCUCCUCCUCCCUCAGCCCCUUCUCCAAGACCGACCCCUCUCUCUUCUCCAAAUCCCGCCCUCGCUUCCCCUCCCGGAACCCUAGGAGGCCGCGCCCACUGUCCCUCUCCGCGCCCGCCGUCGACCCGGGCCGCUCCGCCCGCCCCCUCUCCUCCCCGCCAGCUGCCGUUCAGGAGGACGAGAUCGUCUCCGUCGGCGACGACGGCGUUCCCCUCGAAGGCGUCAUCCAGUUCGAGAAGCCUGGGGGUUCCUCGAAGCUCCUUACUUGGGCGCAGGUGGGUCUUCUCGCGGGCGGAGACGUCUUGUGCCUUCUCAUUUUCUCGGCGGUAGGCAGGUUCAGCCACGGGUUGCCUGUUUUUGAUUUCGAGACACUGCGGACGGCUGACCCUUUUAUUGCUGGGUGGGUUUUGAGCGCCUACUUUCUUGGAGGUUACGGGGAUGACGGUAGAGGAGUGAAUGGUUCCAUGAAAGCUGUUCUCGCAGCUGUCAAGUCUUGGGCGAUUGGCAUUCCGUUAGGACUGGUAAUCAGGUCUGCAACAUCAGGUCAUGUUCCGCCAACUCCGUUCAUGUUGAUAACUAUGGGAAGUACUGGGAUCUUGUUGAUAGCAUGGAGGGCUUUGGUUUGCAAUCUUCUUCCGAGUAACAGAAACAAGCAGAACGAUGUCUAUAAACGUGGAAGCGCAUUCGAACUUUUUGAGUUACUGACAUCAUUGGUUCGUAGAUGGUGAUUUGAGCGUGAACUCAAGAAUGAUGGUCUUCUUCUACUACUACUCAUCUUAAUGUCAAUUGUGUUAACAUGUAUAUCAUGUGGCAGUAAUGUGUACCAAACGCAAGGUAGUAAUUAAUGUAAUACCUGGCUUUUUCUGGUGGCAUUUUGACAGCGUGCAAUAUGAUUUUAGUCCACAUUUCGAGAGUCUACAAAUUAGCUCAUGUAUGUUUGUAGCGGUCGUUUUAUUGUAUAUAUUUGUAUUUUUUAGAAGCUUCUUGUGCUAUAGUAUGUAUUUGAAUCCAAUAAUUUAUUUUUUCUGUGGUA
Molecule: messenger RNA, 1205 nt
Organism: Musa acuminata AAA Group (dessert banana)
Lineage: Eukaryota; Viridiplantae; Streptophyta; Magnoliopsida; Zingiberales; Musaceae
Exons: 5
Coding region: 100-900 (266 amino acids)
Source: RefSeq, a predicted model, not a curated record